Messenger RNA from Lithohypha guttulata, 708 nucleotides. RefSeq lists its product as uncharacterized. The record is from RefSeq and is a predicted model, not a curated record. The coding region runs from base 1 to 708 and encodes 235 amino acids. The transcript is spliced from 3 exons. Lineage: Eukaryota; Fungi; Ascomycota; Eurotiomycetes; Chaetothyriales; Trichomeriaceae.
AUGCGAGCGACAACAUUUUCCGUCCUUGCCACCCUGGGAGCCCUUGCGCUGGCGCAGGACUUGGCUGGACUUCCGACCUGUGCACAAACUGCAGCAUUGAAUGGAGCGACAGGCUCGGGAUGCAGCUUGACUGAUGCUCAGUGUCUCUGCACCAAUACCGGCUUCAUCACAUCCCUGCGAGGCGCAAUCGCCAGCAGCUGCACUAGCGUUGCUGAUCAACAAGCCGCAUGUGCCUGGGGUAACUCAGCCUGCUCCCAAUACGGCGUCACUAUCCCCUGCGGUACCACAGAAGCACUCCCUGCCAAUGACGUUGCCGCCCCUCCAGCAGAUACAGACGCUUCUACACCUGUCACAGUAGAUGCUGGCGUCGCAACUCCAGUCACCACCACCCCUAGUAUGGACGGUAUUGCCGCCAGCACAACUCCAGUAACGAGCAUCAGCAUGCCGGCUGAUGGCAGCAUGGACACCAUGACGAGUGGCAGCAUGAUGUCCUCUGUCUCCACGAUCCCCGCCGCGAGCAUGUCCUCGUUGAUGAACAGCACGCACAGCAUGAUGGGAAACAUGACACAUUCUCCGACUAGCACACCACCGACGAGCACGACUGGAAGUGUGACGGCGAAGUAUACUGGUGCUGGGAACUCUGCUACUAGACAAUCGGGUAUUGUUGGGGUGGUUGUUGGUGUUGCUUUGCUUUUUGCUUUCAUCUAA